Drosophila biarmipes is the source of this 1770-nucleotide messenger RNA. RefSeq lists its product as uncharacterized. The coding region runs from base 717 to 1766 and encodes 349 amino acids. The transcript is spliced from 2 exons. The record is from RefSeq and is a predicted model, not a curated record. Lineage: Eukaryota; Metazoa; Arthropoda; Insecta; Diptera; Drosophilidae.
GAAACACAAAGCCGAAAGGAUCGGAUCAACGGAAGCAACAAUGCCUUCGGCAUUACCAAGGUAAAUAUGCACUACGAAUAGUUUACAUAAUUAAAUAAAUUACAAUAACAUCAUAUACACAAAAAUAUAUAUUAAACUAUGACUGAUGAUGAUUGAAACAUUUCUAAAACAAUCAAAUUCACAUAUAAUCCGAUGCCUAGUUACACAAAAUGAAGUCUUACCACGCAUCCUUUAACUAUGAGUUUCUGUCGGGAAUUGUUUUAAACAGUGUGCAGAAAAAUUCAUAGCGAUAUCGUUGUGCUCAUAUGUUUUGACCCAUUAGGGGUUGUCGGAUAACACGAUAUCGAUUGUACGGAUCAAUGUGAAGUUGGUGCCCUUGUUGGCCCCCCUUCGUUAAGAGCAAUCAAGCAAAAUAUACCCAAUAUACUCGUAUAUGUGGUUAUUCUCCCGCCAGAUAAUAUUUAACUGAGAAGUGUUGGGAUAGGUAAAUAUUGCAGCCUAUGAAGUAGGGCUUCCACCAUAGCUAUAUAAUGGCCACGCAAGGGGGCAAUCCUGUCCAGAAGGUUUGACAGGAACGUCAAUGCGAAAUUUUCCUUUUCGCUCAGUAACAAAGAACAAGUCAUAUACAUUGUGAAGUUCAGUCGAUAAGAACCUGAAGUGCCCGAGCCAUUUUUUUUAAUUUUAAAAUAAAAUAAUUAAGGCUAAUUUAAGAAACGAUGAAUACUGUUAAUGAUAUCAAGAUAAACUCGAGCGUUUGGAUGAACAAGAGCUAUUCGUCGGUGCUGAAGAGCGCUCCUCUUCCCGUCCCGGGAUAUCGGGGUCCGCUAAACACUCGCCGUUUUCCGGUAUCCUCGGCUCAGGGGAAGCCUGUGACUCCGGCGAAGUCCUUGCCCCCAAUGAAUGGUCAGAGGACCAUGGGCAAUGGCGGCCCCGUUGAGGGGCCGAACAACUCGCGUUUCAGCCACUACGACCAGGCUGUAAAGGAACAGAACCGUAAAAUCGGCAAAGCAUCCAUGAACCCCGGCCGCAUUGCGGCUACCAAGGAGAACGAGCCGUACUUCGCCAGCAACUUGAAGUACUACCCCCACCUGCCGCAGCCUCGUUGGGUGGAGCACUACCAGACCUUUGCCGAGCUCAAGCAGGUCCUGUCGGACGGCGAUCUCUCGCAGGUGGAAUCGCCCAACCAGGUACCCAAGCAGGCACCCAAGCUGGCGCCCAAGCAGGCACCCAAGCUGGCGCCCAAGCAGUCACCCAUGCAGGCGGCCAAACCUGCGCCCACUGCGACACCCAUUCUGGCGAAGAUGCAUCAGGCGCGUGGCAAAUCGGUGACCCCUGCUCAAGUGCACAAUGAUCAACCGGCCCAGGCGCCACCUCGUCGCUACUCGAUGACCCGCAAGAAUCCCGGCGACGGCCCUGAGGAAACCCUGACCAAUCUUUUCCUCGCUGUCAGCAAACAUUUGCUCCGUCAGCCCCAAACGGAGGUUCAGCGUCAGUUCCAGAUCCAGAUGAAGAAGCCGGUGCAGCAGGAUCCCCUGAUGGCCCAGUUUGUGGCCCGCCAGAAGGAGGUGCGUUUCGAGGACGAUCUGAAGGAGGCGCCACGUCGCCUGCAGCCCAGCUGGUGUUUCUCCUCCAAUGAGGAGGCUUCCAAUGGGGAGGCCUUCAAGCCCAGCGGUUCGUCCAAGCCCAAGCCGGAUACUCCACGUUCUUGGCGCUCGGAGGGCACCGCCCACCUGCUGCCGAGGAAGUCCGAGGCCAAGUACUCCUAGGUGA